Kwoniella shivajii is the source of this 2145-nucleotide messenger RNA. RefSeq lists its product as uncharacterized. The transcript is spliced from 7 exons. Lineage: Eukaryota; Fungi; Basidiomycota; Tremellomycetes; Tremellales; Cryptococcaceae. Bases 1 to 2145 code for a protein of 714 amino acids. The record is from RefSeq and is a predicted model, not a curated record.
AUGAUGAUAAUACCAACAUGGAUCGGACUUGGGAUAUGUGUUUUAUCAUCGUCAAUUGUUAAAGCUGGAUAUCUAAGUGUGAAUAUGACGACAGCAACACAAUGUGGUACUUCACUUGUUCAAUGGAGUGGUGAUUCUGGUCCAUAUCAUUUACUACUAACUCCUACCGAAUUCAAACAACAUGGAUAUAAUGUUUGGAUCGAAUCAAUACCUGAUGGAACGAAUGACUAUGAUUUACCAAUAAGAUUACCUGAAGGAUUACAAUAUAUGUUGACUGUUUGGGGUUCGUCUGGUAUUCGUUAUGCCGCAACGACAGAUGUUUUAACCGUUCAAGCUUCACCUAAUCAGAACUCAUCUUGUUUCCUGAGUGAUGAUGCCAUCCUUAAUCUCUAUACAUUCUCAUUCAACUUGACUUCCAAUUCAGGAGAUUAUCCACCUCAAUGUUCGAAUAUAAGCCUGACCUGGCCCUCUUCAUUGGAAUCAAACGUCACUUCAGAUUACGUCUCUGCGAACCAAACGACCACUCAAGCUCUAUCACCAAGAUCAACAGCUUUUGAUGCCGAUUUUGUCAAUUCCGAACUCGACAGAAAUAUCGAAUCGAAUCUGAAUGUGAAGACGGAUUUAGACUUGGACUUGGCCUUGGAAUUUCUGCAGGAGAGAGAUGCAAGUUCAAGUGAACAUAAUGGAAAUACAACUCAUCCACCAACAAUGUUUGGUAUAAUACCUUUAGGAAAUUCAUUUUCAAUUCCAAUCACAUAUAACACUAAAUCUAAAUAUGCCAAAUACCUACCUGAUUCUUCGUUAUCCGAUAAUCCUACGACGUACACCAGUCAAGGUGUCACACACCUCAAUUGGACUGUAGAUCUGGCGAAAGGAACUAGAUUCAUACUAGUAGCUGGUAUUGGAAGUCAAGAAGAAUGGGCAAGCGGUGGUUCAAGUAGUAUGUUCACUGUCGGUCAAGGAAGUUCAGGUUGUAUAGGAAGCGAACAAAGUGGAAAUAGUGGUGCUCCCAGUGUAACUGCUUCUUCUUCAGCUCCAACAGGUACUUCCGACCAAGACAAUAGCCCCCCUCCUUCCGGAAGCAACAACACUAUCAGAACGGUUGUAGCCAGUGUUCUCUCUGUAAUCGCUACCCUCGUUCUGGUCGGAUUGAUAUUCCUCUGCAGAAGAGCACGAAAUCGACGUAGAUCUCGAUCAGAAUUAGCAGGAGGUGGAUUACACAAGAGGAAUAAUGGAAAGGCAAUAGCUUCAGAUCAAUUGACAGUCAAUUCCGAAACCCCUUUAGAUUUAAUUGAAUCUAGAAACGAUGGAACGGUAUCGAAUCCACCUAGACUUUCACCUUUAGUGUUAGACAGUAAUAACGCUGGUACACAUUCUUCCACUACCGCAGUAUCACCAAUGGAAUUGUUUAAUCCAUUCGCAGAUAAUCUAUCACCUGCAAUUUCACCCUCGCCAUCCAAACAGCCUUUCUUACCGGGACCAUCGAGAGGAACCACUGUAGAUGAUUCAACUACAGGAACAGGUACGGGCACGGGUACAUGGUCAUCAACGCCAACUUCGCCUAUUAGAGGCAACCCAAUGACAAGAAACUCGUCUCAAGAUGCCCUACUGCCAAUUACGGGAUUCUCAGAUCAUUACCGAUCAUCAAGCACUCCGCCGCCGCUCCCACUGAAUUUCAGAGAUGCGCACACGUCACGUGCUGGUCCAUUACAAUUACACGAUAGACGAUCAAGAAACUUUGACCCUAUGUCAGAAGAAGGUGAUGGUUUCGAAGAGGACGGAGGAGAAGAAAGUGAAAUGACCGAUCUGAAGAGAGAUACAAUAGCUUAUUUAGGUGGUAAUACCGGUAACCAAACCAACUCAUCUUCAAGAAGAAGAGGCGGUGGCGGAGGAGGAGGACGUGGAGGAAGUUCAAUAGCUUCUGCACCUAGCGGAAAUACAAAUACGAAUACAGGUAGGAGAAGGAGAUACCAAGAAUCAGAACCUGAAUAUGUAAUACAUAGAGAUGGAGGAAGAGUGAUCCAUCCACAGCAGGAAGAAGAGAAUUCGAAUAUAUUGGAGUUACCUCCUAGGUACGAAGAAGUCAAUUGGGAACAAACAAGGGAAAGAGAAGAUAUGGAAGAGAGAGAACGACAAACUAGAUGA